GAUCGAUUAACUGUUCUUUAACCAACAUGGAGGCCACACAAGUACUGCUGCUGCUCCUCUCUUUGGCGACGAUUCUUUGGGUCCCGAUCUCGGGCUGCUCCCAGGCCUGCCAUCCGUUUACCGGUCUAAAUGCCUGCCGCGAUCCUGGCAUCACGGAGCCGAAACUGCCGCCCCGCGAUAAUGCCUGUUGCGGCCCCCACUGUGUUUAUACGUCACCCAAUAGAGAAGGUACUUGCUCUAAUACAAAGACGAAUCGCUGUCUCUUGGACACAAGUUGUUCGAACGGAUUGGCAUUUAACUUCGUUUGCAUCUCUGGCUGUGAACUCCAGACUGUCAACGAGGGAAGAAUCAAAAAGGGGUUCGCACCUUUGCUACCUUUUAACUACAAGAAGACCGUUUGCAACGAACUCAACAAGAAGUGUGGCAUCAAUUGCUGUUGCCGCGAGUUCUGUCCGAAAAAGUUUUGUAAAUUUUAAUAAAUAUUUUUAAAAAAAGUUA
Drosophila guanche is the source of this 498-nucleotide messenger RNA. RefSeq lists its product as uncharacterized. Lineage: Eukaryota; Metazoa; Arthropoda; Insecta; Diptera; Drosophilidae. The transcript has 2 exons. The coding region runs from base 27 to 476 and encodes 149 amino acids. The record is from RefSeq and is a predicted model, not a curated record.